This is a messenger RNA of Tetranychus urticae (two-spotted spider mite), 2150 nucleotides long. Its product is annotated as lysosome membrane protein 2. Gene Ontology annotation, cellular component: membrane; cytoplasm. NCBI's taxonomy places the organism in Eukaryota, Metazoa, Arthropoda, Arachnida, Trombidiformes, Tetranychidae. The record is from RefSeq and is a predicted model, not a curated record. Gene Ontology annotation, molecular function: scavenger receptor activity.
UGGUGAGAAAGAAAAAUAGGAAGAGAAAGUGAAAUCUACUCUUCCAACGUAUUUUGCUUCUUGUAAACAAACAUGAGUCACAAAUGUAAUUUAAUGCUUGUUAUUUUCAUUUUUCCUGUGAAUUUUACACUCGUUAACUUAACUUUUGAUGUUAGAUAAUUAACUAUUACCAUUUCCAUCAUCAGAAAAACCAGAAUCAUUGGGAUAAAUCUUUCUCAAAUAUAUUUGUUUCCUCUAUUUUCUAGCAAUGGGCAAGUUUUUUUGUCUUCCUUUGUUUGCUAUUAUUUUUGGUGCCAUUGGUUUCAUUGGAUUUUUCCUUUUCCCACCAAUUACCAGAAAGAUUCUUAAUCAGAAACUCGUGCUAAGCAAUGGAUCAGCUCUGUUUACUUUUUGGAAAGAUAUGCCUUUGCCUAUGUUUCAGAAAUUUUAUUUUUACAAUAUAACCAAUCCAUCUGAAGUGGAAAAAAAUGGUGUCAAACCUAAUCUAGUUGAACUUGGACCUUUUACUUAUCAUCUCAAAACUCACAAUACCCCAGUCAUCAACCCAAAUGGUACUAUAAGCUUUUACCGGAAUCGAACCUGGAUUUUUGAUAAAGAAGCUUCUGUUAUGGAUGAGAAUAUUACUAUCUAUACCAUCAAUGUUCCUCUUGUGAUAGCUUUAAGUUGGAUUGAAAAAGUGCCAUUUCCUAUGGUUAAAUUGAUCGAAAAAAUUUUAACUUCCCUUGAUCAUGGUUUCAUUAUCGAAAAAAGCAUCAAAGAAUUGACUUUUCUCGGUUAUCCUGAUAUGUUAAUGAAGUUAGGCUCCAUAGUUGCUCCUAAAGCUACAGCUGGCUAUAAUGGCAAAUUUGCUUAUUUUCACCAUAAAAACGAUUCUAGUGAUUAUUUGUAUACAAUUUAUUCCGGAGUUAAUGAUAUCAGCAAGAUUAACCUACUGACUCGUAUUAAUGGCCAGGAUAAGCUUGGUAUCUGGGCUGAUGAACCAGGAGAAAAUCAAGAUUGCAACCGGUUUAAUGAUAGUACCCUGGGAGAAAUAUUUCCUGCAAUGAGGAAUAGCCCGACUCAAACUAUCAAGUUAUUUACUUCAGACUUGUCUCGUACUCUCUCUUUCACCUAUCAAAAAAGUCACUUUGCUUUCAAAAGACUUGAAACAUGGAAAUACUUGUUUGCAAAUCACAAUUUUGCUAGUCCUUCAAUUUAUCCUUCAAAUAAGUGUUACAGCAGCUUGAUGGCUAGCUACUCUUUUGACGGAUCCAAUGGAACCUUGCCUUCUGGAGUUUUUGAUGCAUCCUUACCUAAUAAUGGAUUUCCAAUUUUAUUAUCUUUACCUCAUUUCCUUGGGGCAGAUCCUUAUUAUUUAACCAAGGUAAACGGGUUAUCACCAAAUGAUACUAAACAUUCUGCCUGGUUUGAAAUUGAACCAACUUCUGGUGCCACAGCAGCAACCGCUAUUCGUCUCCAAUUAAACAUCGGAAUAACUCGAUCACAUUUAUUCAAAAGAAGUCAUAAAAUGCCAAACAUAGUUUUCCCUACUUUUUGGAUGGAAAUCAGUUUUUCUUUAAGUCCUGAUUAUGUUGAUCUACUCAUAUUGAUAAACACGAUUUUAUCGCUCGUGCCUACAUUGAUUUUAGCAAUAGGUGUUGGCUUAGCUGGCUUAAUCCUAUUUAUUGCCUCUCUCCAAUUGAUUAUUCCUAGGACGAGAAUCGAAAUCAAUAGCUGUCUGAACAUAUUAACUUGUCAUCUUUAUAAAAUUACAAAGGAUGAUGAACAAACGAUACUUGAUCCCGAGGAAAUGAAUGAUGAUCACAAUGAAGUUAUGAUUCACACCAAUUAGUGCGAUCUGGUCGUUGUUUUUGUUUCUGGAAAAUAAUAGCGAAACUAUCUGUGAUAAAUAGUUUGAUCUUAGCUGGACUUAGCAAUUUGAAAUGCACAUAGUCCAGAAAUUAUGAAAAGUCACAUAAUUCAACAUUUUUAUUCAAAAUUAAUCUCAUUUUGUUCUAGUGACUUGAAAAUUGCGUCUAAUCACUUUACUAUAAUCAUUUUUAUCCUACACCAAAGUAUUCACCAACUAAUCUUUUAUUUCACCUUGUUCAUUGAAAACUUCACUAAAUUGUGUGCCUAAGCAUUUUCUAAUAAAUAUUUAUUCACUUUAU